UGCAAUCUGGCCAGGCCAUAAGACCACCGCCCUCUUUCUCGAUAAUGGCCGACGAUGGUAUGCUUCUGAACUUCUCCCUUGGAGAGAACAUCAAUACCAAAGCCCAAAAGUUCAAAGGUGGGUCCUGGAGAGAACGACUGCAAGCAAAGAGAACGGCUCAGCGAGGAGGGCAGAGAAAACCAAACGAUCCGAACAGUGUGCCCUUACAACCACGACCUCACCCAAAGGAGCAAGGAGAAGAGUUCCCAAAUCCUCGGCCGGCGAAGAGAAGGCGUGAAGAUGGAUAUACGCCAGCUUCAGGCGAAGUUGCAGGAAAUCCCCAGAAGCCCGUUGAGCAGAAAGCCUGGAAAGGACCACGCGAAGUCAUAUCUUCUCUCUUCACCUACAACCCGAAGCCAGUGUCGACAGUAGACAAGGAGAAAGAGAAGGAUGCAGAAGACACACCUGCAGCGCCUUCAAACGCACCUCUCGUGGACGGCAUCGACACGUUUACAUCUCUCGGCUUGUCCCCUACAGUUGCUGCCCACCUCCUGACGAAGAUGAACCUGAAGAACCCCACGGCCAUCCAGAAGGCAGCCGUAUCCCAAAUGCUCAAAGAAGCAAACGACGCAUUCAUACAGUCAGAAACCGGUUCGGGCAAGACCUUAGCAUAUCUUCUCCCCGUCGUACAGCGCAUCAUCACCAUGUCCGAAUCGCAAAAAGGCGCCCACGAUCCAGCCCUACACCGCGAUUCCGGCCUUUUCGCAAUUAUCCUCGCACCAACCCGAGAACUAUGCAAACAAAUUUCCGUGGUCCUCGAACGUCUACUGGGCUGCGCACACUACAUCGUCGCCGGCACUGUCAUCGGUGGGGAGAAGAAAAAAUCCGAAAAGGCACGCCUGAGGAAAGGCCUGAACAUCCUCGUCGCCACCCCGGGCCGCUUAGUCGACCAUCUCGAGCACACCAAGGUCCUCGACGUAAGCAAUGUACGCUGGCUCGUCCUGGACGAGGGCGAUCGUCUCGUGGACCUCGGCUUUGAAGAGGAUAUCACCAAGAUUGUCAAGACUCUAGACCAAAAGAAGCGCAAAAGUGCCCGGCCGGGCCUUCCUGAUCAUCGCACGACCGUCCUUUGCUCAGCGACGCUGAAAAUGAAUGUACAGAAACUCGGCGAGAUCAGUCUCAAAGACGCCGUCCUCAUCAAGGGCGAUUCGGACGGCAACGAAGAAACCAACGAGAGAGGCUCAGAAUUUCUAGCCCCCGCACAACUCAAACAGUCCUACCUCGUCGCAGCCUCGAAGUUGCGUCUGGUGACGUUAACGGCCCUUCUCAAGCGAACAUUCGCGCGCAAAGGCUCCGUGAUGAAGGCCAUCGUUUUCGUGUCGUGCGCUGAUUCCGUCGAGUUCCAUUAUCGAGUCUUUUCCCGACUUCUGGAUGAUGGUUCUGGUGACUCUCUGACUACCGAAAAGACCACAAAAUCUACCUCUGUUGUUACAUCUUCUGACUCAGACUCCGAUCCCGACCCUGACAGCAAACGCGCGCCAUCCACCUCAAACCCCCUCAAUCCUUCCUCUGACGCCACAAAGCCUGCCUCUAAAAGUCUAGCUAUCGACCCCAGCGCGGACGCGAUAUCCCCAUCCCCGAUGCUCUCCACCCCGGCCAACCCUAUAACCUUAUACAAACUGCACGGCUCCCUCCCUCAAGCCACGCGGACGAGCAUAGUCCGACACUUCGCGUCCACGACAACCCCAUCCCUCCUGAUCGCCACGGACGUCGCAUCACGCGGUCUCGAUCUCCCCAACCUCGAUCUGGUGAUCGAAUAUGAUCCCGCAUUCAGCUCCGAUGACCAUCUCCACCGGAUCGGCCGGACAGCUCGUCUCGGCAGGGACGGACGCGCCGUGGUCUUCCUGUUGCCGGGCAAGGAGGAGGGCUACGUUGAGAUCCUGAAGAAAUCUUACAAGGCCUCCUCCGAAGCCGACACCUCACGGAAUGUAACGCACCAGUCCGCCGAGGACGUUCUAAAGAAAGGCUUCAGCACACUAACUGGCGUGGUGUCAACCAAACGACAAGCAGCACAAGCCGACAAGAGUAAGCCGCAAGCAAAUGGGAGUGGGAAUGGGAAUGGGAAUGGCGAUGUCGGGCAUCCGGGAAACUGGGAAACGCAAGCGACUCAAUUCCAGCUCUCGAUCGAGCGCUGGGUCCUCUCGUCUCAGACCAACAAGGACCUCGCGAAACGCGCGUUCCAGAGCCACGUAAGAGCGUACGCGACCCACGUCGCCGCCGAGAGAAAGUAUUUCGACAUCAAGGACUUGCACUUGGGACAUCUGGCCAAGAGUUUCGGCCUGCGGGAUCCGCCUGGGAGAGUCAAUGUCGUGGGCCAGCGAGGAGCUGCGUCGUCGGGCCAGGGCCAGGCACGGAAACGAACGUGGAAUGGCGGCGAGAAAGCGGCCGUGGAUGAGACGGAUAACCCAGACGAUGCGGCGAGGAAGAUGAGGGAGAAAGUCCGCAAGGCCAACAAGAUGAUGAUGGGCGGAGGCGCCGACGAGUUUAAUAUUGCUUGAGUCUCCCAAGUAGUUUCUCGUCAGACCUGAUUUGGAUGCUGUUUGUGCUUGUCGAUGGAGCGAGCGAAGACCGACGAGCGAAGAGCGAAGAACGGCUUUUGGGCCAAGUCACUUUGUACCAAGUCUGGUCUGGAUGGUUGGAUUUUGACUUCACAGCCUACCUUAGCUAGUAUGCAAGGCACGCACAACACCAGAU
Exophiala xenobiotica is the source of this 2733-nucleotide messenger RNA. RefSeq lists its product as uncharacterized. Gene Ontology annotation, biological process: ribosome biogenesis. Gene Ontology annotation, cellular component: nucleus. Lineage: Eukaryota; Fungi; Ascomycota; Eurotiomycetes; Chaetothyriales; Herpotrichiellaceae. The record is from RefSeq and is a predicted model, not a curated record. The transcript has a single exon. Gene Ontology annotation, molecular function: RNA helicase activity; nucleic acid binding; ATP binding. Bases 45 to 2537 code for a protein of 830 amino acids.